Molecule: messenger RNA, 972 nt
Organism: Closterium sp. Naga37s-1
Lineage: Eukaryota; Viridiplantae; Streptophyta; Zygnematophyceae; Desmidiales; Closteriaceae
Source: the annotation of a GenBank genome assembly
AUGAACGGAACUGGCGGCAACGGUACUGGCAGGCCGUGUCAGGGAGGUGGUGGCUAUGGACCUGGUCGAGGCGGCGGCAACGGUCCUUGGUGGGACGACGACGACGAGUCUUCUAGUAGUGAUUUUCCUGGACCGCCUUUCGGUAACGGAGCGGGUCGAUUUGGAGGGCCGUGGUGGCUGGAUACGAACGCGACGGACGAGAGUCAUCCGUGCUGGAACGAAAGCAGCCCUUGCUUCAACGCGACGGGCCGAUGGGGGCCGUGGUGGCUGGACGAGAACGCUACAGCGCCGCCCUGCUUGAACGGAACCGGGCCGUGCUAUAACGGGGAUGGACCUGGCUGGGGUUUCGGGGGUCCGUGGUGGCUGGAUGAAAACGGCACUGCUCCGUGUGUUAACGGAACAGGCCCGUGCUUUAACGGAACGGGAGCUUGCAAUAACGGAUCUGGAUGCGGAAGGGGAGGGUUUGGAAGAGGCGGGUUUGGGAGGGGCGGGGGAUUCGGCCGGGGUCGGGGGAGAGCAUCCCUCUCCAGCUGCUCUUCUGAUGCUCCGCUGCUCUCCGGAGGCUCCUUCUUCCUCUCCAUCUUCAAGAAUGCCACUGGCCAUUUCAACCUCCAUUACACCGUAAUUAUCCGUAACAUCACCUCCGCAUCCUCCGUCCCCGAUACAAUCACACUCGUUAAGAGCAGCACCAGCUGCAACAGUUCCGCCCCCACCCUCUUCUCUUUCCCUGUUGCCGCCGACGAAUGGGAGCUCGCCAACUCAACGGGUGGCCCCGCCAGGUGGGGCCUCCACACCACCGUUACUGUAGCUCGGCUCUUUGACACCUUAGAGGAUGUCGAUGCUGCUACUAUCGAGGAUAUUCUGGCCAGCGUUCCCAAUGCUACUGUACCAGAGGAUUGGGCGAAUGGUUGUGGGGAAGAGGGUGGGGCAGCGGGGGAGGGGAUUGUGGGAGACAGCAGAUGCAUGGUUUAA